GUAGCAACAGUUGCCUCGAGACUCCCGCACGCCAUAGUGACUGUAGCCGUGGAGACAGUUACUUACCAACGGGUGCAACACUCAGCAACAGCAGCAGCAGAAGCAACUGGAACUCAACGAGCAAGUGAGAGAGGGGAAAGAGAGCACAGCCAGGGCAGAACUUAUACAAGGCAAAGGUCCCAGCAUGCAGAGUUCAGAUGGAGGGUCCGAUUCGCCGUCCAGUGUGGCGCUGCGUACGUCCACCUCCACCCAGGCCCCCGUGGUGCAGCCCGUCCCAGCCUCACAACAGAGGGUGCUGGUUCAGGCCACAGGUUCGGCCCAGAAGGGAGCGCAGGUGCAGCAGCUGUCAGUCUCUCGGGUGCAACAGGUCUCUCAGCAGGUUCAGCAGGUCCAGCAUGUUUACCCCUCCCAGGUUCAAUAUGUAGGAGAGGGGGGAGAGGCAGUUUACAGUAAUGGAACCAUCCGGACAGCCUACUCCUAUAACCCCGAGGCCCAGCUGUAUGGGCAAGGUAGUGGAGGAGCCUACUUUGACUCUCAGGGUGGGGGUGCCCAGGUCACCACGGUGGUCUCCUCGGCCGGCGGCGGGCCGCCCCACGGUAUGGUGGGCAUCGCCAUGGAUGUGGGCGGUAGUCAGGUCAUCUCCGGUGGCGGCACCUACCUGAUCCACGGCGGGGGCAUGGAUGGGGGUCGCCACCAUGCCUCACACUCUUCCCGCUCCUCCUCCGCUAUGCUUGAAAUGGCGAUUGAAAACCUCCAAAAGUCUGAAGGGAUUGCAACUCACAAAAGCAGCCUGCUCAACAGCCAUCUGCAGUGGCUGCUGGAUAACUAUGAGACAGCGGAGGGGGUGAGCCUGCCCCGGAGCUCCCUCUACAACCACUACCUGCGCCAUUGUCAGGAGCAGAAACUGGACCCGGUCAACGCUGCCUCCUUCGGGAAACUCAUCCGCUCGGUCUUCAUGGGCCUCAGGACCCGCCGCCUCGGCACUAGGGGCAACUCCAAGUACCACUACUAUGGCAUCAGGCUGAAGCCAGACUCACCACUCAACAGACUGCAAGAGGACUCUCAGUACAUGGCCAUGAGACAGCAACCCAUGCACCAGAAACAGAGUCAUCCUUUAGUUCUUCCCAGCCCCACCCAAUAUAGCUGUGCUGCCCUCUCCCCUUUCCGCAGGUUCAAGCCCCUCCAGAAGGUGGAUGGCAUGGGAGACAGCCUGUCAGGAGGCUCCCAGCACUCAGCCAGCACCCCAGAGCAGUCUGUGGCAGCCCAGAGCCAGCACCACCAGCAGUACAUUGAUGUGUCACAUGUCCUGCCCCCGUUCCCCACCCCUGACCUCGGCACCCAGCCCCUCCCCGAGCGUAUCAACAUAAAUGAUGUGAAGAAGCUGCAGAACCUGUACAGGGACCACUGUGAGGCUACUCUGGAUGUGGUGAUGAACCUCCAGUUCCACUACAUUGAGAAGCUGUGGCAGACCUUCUGGUAUUCAACAGCGCCAUCUAGUGACGUAACCAUCACCAUCCCCAACAGUGAUGAGGACAUGGAGGGCGUGAUCCCAAGGGAGAAGCUGAUGGCUCUGUGCAAGUAUGAGCCUGUCAAGCUGUGGAUGAGGAGCUGUGACCAUAUCCUGUACCAGGCCCUGGUGGAGAUCCUCAUCCCUGACGUGUUACGCCCUGUCCCCAGUACUCUCACUCAGGCCAUUCGCAACUUUGCCAAGAGUCUGGAGGGCUGGCUGACCACAGCCAUGAGCGACUUUCCCAAUGAGAUUGUACGCACCAAGGCAGCGGUGGUGAGUGCAUUUGCUCAGACCUUGCGUCGGUACACCUCUCUGAACCACCUGGCCCAGGCGGCCCGCGCCGUGCUGCAGAACACCUCACAGAUCAAUCAGAUGCUCAGCGACCUCAACCGCGUCGACUUCGCCAACGUACAGGAGCAGGCGUCGUGGGUAUGCCAGUGUGACGAGACUGUGGUCCAGCGGCUGGAGCAGGACUUCAAGGUGACCUUGCAGCAGCAGAGCUCUCUGGACCAGUGGGCCGCCUGGCUGGACAACGUGGUCAACCAGGUGCUCAAGCCCCACGAGGGCAGCACCAGCUUCCCCAGGGCUGCAAGACAGUUCCUGCUGAAGUGGUCCUUCUACAGCUCCAUGGUGAUCAGGGACCUGACCCUGCGUAGUGCUGCUAGUUUCGGCUCCUUCCAUCUCAUCAGGCUGCUCUACGACGAGUACAUGUUCUACCUGGUGGAGCACCGCGUCGCCCAGGCAACCGGAGAGACGCCCAUCGCUGUCAUGGGAGAAUUCAGUGACCUAAACUCAAUGCUGCCCAUGCUCAUGGAUAAAGACCCGUCCUUCUCAGACGACAUGAGUGACAUGGGCAGUGACGAGGGCCGAGGGCCCAACGAGCCGGCUGUGAAAAGGGAGAGGAUCGAAAUCAACCACUCGCUGCAAGAGAUCUGAGACCAGAUGAGGCCCGUGACCCUCUCUCAGGAGCCCUGCUGAAGCUCUGGGCUCUCCUGGUCCUGUCAGCACACUAAGAGCCGCUAGCCCAGCCUGCUACACAGCGAGUUUGUUCAGUGUAUAUAGAGAAGAGCAGCAGGCUCAGCCCCUACCCAACCACUCCUCCAAGUUAGUGUAUUUAAAGGGGGACUCUUUAUCCCAGGGAAAACAAUGAAUGCUCACCAAGGGGGUCUGGUUUGACCUGACAGGGGUAUACAGUUCAAAUGUAUUUUCUUUGUUUUUUUCCUGUUUUGCAACUGUGAAUAAGGAUGACUUUGUGCAGUACCCAUGUUGGAUACAUGUAACUUUGUAUGAGUGGUGUGUUUCUUAUCCUUUAUUAGCUGUGCCAUAGUGUAAUUCCAGUGCCUUAGAUGCUAACUCUUUAACCACCACUACUACAGAUGUCUAUCUCCUCCCUCAGCUGUGCCUCUACCGCAGUAUGAAUGUAUUGUUUCAGAACCUCAGACAUUCUAAAGCACCUUUAAACCUGUAGGUGUAAUAGGAUUAUUCUAUACGUGUUGCCUCAACGCACAUUGAUGCAACCAACUGACCCAAAGGACUUGUCCCUCUCCCACCAGCGCGGCCACUCCCGUGGCUCUGUCAGUAGGGCCUGAUGCAGAAAAAAAUACCCUAGUCUCAUAGUUGAUGGGAUGGCAGGGACCUCUAACACCCUGGCCGUAUGAGAUGAUUAGUUACCUCCUUUUCUAUGCUCUGCUCUGUUCUUAUGAGGCAACUAUAAAAGAGUAGCCACUGUUAACUCCCCCAUACUCAAGUAACCUUCUCCAUGUAUAUAUAUAUAUAUAUCACUUUUCAUCCAAAUUGUAACUAUUCUAUGAUGCUGUUUGGCAUCAACUCAAUUUCAGGAUGCACACAAUGCUGGUCUCAUUGAUCCAUGACUCUAGAACUUUGGGGGUUUCUAGAUGUCACACCCCAGAGUCUAGGACAAGCCAGUUGCAUCUAUAUUGAUGAGACCUUUAGAUUGAUGUUUUAAGGACUGAAAGGAGAGUGGUGGACUGUGUUCAGGAAACCACCAGAUUGUAUGUAUAUAUAUAUAUAUAUAUAUAUGAUGAUCUACCUUCUGGGUUAACUGGAGCUGUCUGGCAUCCAUUUUGUGGAGCCGUAUGUCUGGCCCAAACUGGGCCAUGUCGAAUUUCUUAAGGGACGUAAAAUAGUAUGUAUUUACCAAAACGUGAAAGAGUGUUGGACCUCCGAAGCCAAAACCCUUAAAAGGAAACUCCUAAUUGCAUCUGUUCAGUUCAACUGAUGCUCUGAGUUCAGAUAGUGUGGCUCACACCCCUAAUGGUACCGUUACUCAAAUGGACUCGUUCCAUUUUGAUUGGAGGGGGAAAUAUUCAGAAUAUCCUGAUCCAUGUUUAGUUUAUUGCUCGAUAUAUGAAAGUGUAAACGGCUCGAGCCGGUUUCUCUAAAGAUGAUUACAUAUUAUAUAGCCGUACAAUUGUACUGUAGAAGGACUGAUUGUGUGAAACCAACAAACUGUUAAACAUUCAUACAUAAAUAUAUUUCUUAAUAUGAUGUAGAAAAUGUGUUUAUUAAUGGCCUUUGUGUUCACAUGGGGCUGGAUCACACCGGUAUCGUGGAAGAUUGAAAUUGAAAGGCAACGUUCAAAGACUGCAUUCACGGUAAACUGAAAUGACCUUUACAUUUUUAAACGCGGAUCUUCCGCAAUACGGAUUGAAUCCAGCACUUGGUCUUUCCCCAAUCAUUUCUCUCUUCCCAUACUGUACUGUUUGUGCUUUGAUUAUUUAGUGACUGGGACUGAUGUGUGUAUGUGUGUGACGCAGACGUUGUCUUGUUUUGAUCAUUUUCUAUGUCUUAUGGUCAACACAACAAUAUUUAACUGUAACAAUGUUGAUAUUUGGGGUGUAAGUGCCCAAUUAACCGUCAGUCAUGUGUCCAUAUUGAGAGAAUCUCCAUUUCUAUUUAUGAAAACAUAACUGAUUUAAUUACUGAUUGACAUGACUUUUUUUUUAAACACUUUUGGUUGAAUUUUACUUCCCCCCCCCCUCAGAGUUUGUAGUAGCUUGAGAAUCCUGAGCUCUUUGUAACUCGUGCCUGUCACAGUACUUUGCCUUUUUAAGUGCUUUGGAAAGUAAUUUCUAUGUGAACUUUAAUGUUUUUUGUAAUGCUGUUAGACUUUUGGCUGAGGAUUAUUUUUUAUUGAACUAAAUCUGGUUCUUCUUAAAAGUAUAUUGAACCCUUAUUUUUAUGUAUUUUUAAACAUUCUUGACUACACUUUACCUAGCUUGAGGGCAUACAGUCUGUAACAAACUGCAUAGUUCAACUGUAUUUUGUACUGAUCAAUGUGUAAUAAAUUGGUGGAAACCAUC
This is a messenger RNA of Salvelinus fontinalis (brook trout), 4833 nucleotides long. Its product is annotated as DNA-binding protein RFX2-like. Gene Ontology annotation, cellular component: nucleus. The transcript is spliced from 18 exons. The record is from RefSeq and is a predicted model, not a curated record. Lineage: Eukaryota; Metazoa; Chordata; Actinopteri; Salmoniformes; Salmonidae. Gene Ontology annotation, molecular function: DNA-binding transcription factor activity, RNA polymerase II-specific; RNA polymerase II cis-regulatory region sequence-specific DNA binding. The coding region runs from base 185 to 2446 and encodes 753 amino acids. Gene Ontology annotation, biological process: regulation of transcription by RNA polymerase II.